GAUGAGUAGCUACGGCCAACUGGAUGUGUUUAUAUCGCCAUUGCCGAAGUCAACGCACUUGGAUACUCGAUAUUUUGGCGAUAAAAGUCAAUGUGUUUAAUGUUAUUAGUUGUAUAAAAGUUAUGUUAUGCAUCUGACAUAAAAAGCUGAGUUUAUGGUGAAAUCAGAGAUGACCUGCGCAACAGAAAUUGUUGGCAGCUGGUUUCCUAGUGGUUACUAUGGACAUUUCCGCAGCAAGACACGCAACGAUUUUGUAUGUGAAUACAGACAGCUAGCGAAACCUCAACCGCCUAACAAAUUCCUGAACAGGUCACAGCAACCUACAGCCAGACAUGUGUUUUCUCACCAUGACAACAGGGAAUCAUUCCUCAAUGAUGCCUUAUACUUUGAACAAGGUUUGGGACGUAAGCGGGCUCCAAACAAGGCUUACAGCUUCAAGCAAGACUUCAUGACAUGGAUGCCAGAACGGGAGUACAUUCAGAGAACCCAGCGACCCUUACUGUCAACGUAUCGAAAAGACUUCAAGACCUCCCAGAAAGUACCUCAAAUAUAUGUCAACAAACCUCCAUCUUCUUUUGAUGGGGUCAACACAACGUCAUAUAGAUAUGCCCAUGGUAGUGAAACAGCCAACCCUAACAGACAUACAAUCAAUGCUAUGAACAAUGAGGCACUCAAACUUAGUUUGUUGAAUAGAAAAAACCGUGCUAUGUCAGCGCGAGGCACGGUUCGUGAAACCGUGGCUUCCUGCAUGAAUUGGUACAACCCAGCAAAAGAGCGACCCAAAACCGCAGUCCAGAAUCAAACAAGUCCGGCAGCAACUCAGACGACCAUGUUACAACCCCACCCACCCUCCGAGCCACCUCCUCCCCGGGCUGAGCCACCUCAACCAAGAGUGAACCCUCCCCCACCAGCAGUGGAGAGGCAGGUCACCAUGCCUCCGGUCAGAGAAGCCACUGUGGUUCAAGCUGAGCCGGUCAACCGACAACCUCAACCCACAAUUGCGUGGGCACCCCCUCAACCAGCCGCGGCCAUUGAAGUGGCCUGUGCUUGAACUGGGUGUUAUACAGGCUGAUUAAUACUUACGUCUAAACAAACCUGUACUCUAUGAAGGAAGAAUCCACCUUAAUAAUUUCUGUAACAUCAGAGUAAGUGAUGCUCUGAAUGGAAUAUCUGGUGUUAGGUGUGAUAGAUACAUGUAUAUAUGUUUUUAUUUGUACAGUGUACUAAUACCAAAGUAGAAUUUUUAUAUUAUGAAACCUUUUUGUUUUCUUAUUUGCCUUAUAGUAUUCAUACAUCAAUUGUUUGAUAGUUUAGAUUUAAAAGAAAUACGGAAUGUUAAGUCAGCAUUUGAUUCAAGAAUGUUAACACCACUGAAAUUUUAAAUCUGAGUACAGAAGUAAACAAUUAAUUUUGCAGAACUGUUUGCAUCCAAUUUGCUGCUGUUUUUUGUGUACAAGACAACCCCAGAGAGAUGUCAUUUAACUAGUCCUGUCCCUGUGUGUUGUUGAUAUACUCAACGAACUCCUCUUAUCAUAACUUUUAUUCAGUAAGUUUGCUUAUUUAGUGAAUUUAUCCUCAUGGAUAUGUACUCAGAUGCGCUAUUUUUCCCUUUUUUGUUGUUGAUAUUUAAGGAUUUAUUGCAUUCUUAUGAACCACACCUAUCAAUCUGUAUCAAGAUUUGUUUUGUGCAGAAACAAGUGUAUAGGCAUAUUUUACCGUUUGUGGUAUAUAGUCUGGCAUGCAUACUGGUACCUUACUGUUGUUAUACACUGUAUAUCGAAGGCAUUUAUUCAGCUGAUAGGAAUGUGAUGAAUGUUAAUGAAUCUUUCUGUUCUGAGGUGUUAGUUUUGUCUAUGUGUUCCUUGUUAUAGACUUGAUGGUGAAAAAUAUUUGAGAUUUAUGUUUGGUUAAUUUUGCUUAAUUAACUUGUUUGGUUGUAUGCAGCCAUUAUAUACAUAACAGAACACUUUACUUGUACUUACCAACCAUAGACCAUAAGGGAGUACUGGUGUAAGAUCUGUUGACUUCGUUUGAUAAUUAUCGUACUAAUACCGGUAUAUUAUUGUGAAGUUUAAUGAAAGUGGUGUUGGAACAUGAAAACAAACCUUGUUGUUUCAAAUUUUCAAUUUUCGGGGCUGUACAAGCAACAACUGUUUUAAUACCUUAAUUAUGUUAUCACAUGAAUACCAUGUUUCCCUGAGUUCUGUCAUACCAAGUAGUCCACUAAGAUAAGAUUACUCUUCUUCCAUGUUGGAUUUAAGGUCACCUAUGUUCUAAGGCUGAUAUGUGAUUAUAACUCUACUAACGUUGGCUAUAUCUAGACCUAAUGCUUGUGUUUUUAUUUUUUGCUCAACUUUGCAGAGAAGUAUUAUUUUUUUUAUUCUGGCAGUAUUCUAACAAUUGGGCUUGUCGUGUUAAAUCUAUUGCUGUUGAUAAGCUGUUAUGUUGUUUUCUGGCAAUUUAUGCAGCCGAUGAAAUUUAUUCCGUCCAAUGUAUAUUUUUCAAAUAUUUGAAUUUAGAUAUAUAUUAAUCAUAAAUGUAUAUACAGAUUGAUUCUCCAAUUUUGUUAACAACUUUACCUGUUUUUUAUUAGAUAUAAGUAUAUUUACAUGUAGAAGAACUUUUUUGUUAUCCUAUUUUCCUACACUUUUACUUAAAUCACUCUUUCUGGGUAAGAUAUAAUGGAAGAGAGAUCUGAUCAAGGGCAAUAACUCUUGAUGUUAAACAACUUCUCAAUAGUUUUGGUGCAUUAUGAGAUACAAUUACACAUUUUAUUACCGCAGUAUUAUCAAGAGGAGUUUUACCAUCAUCACCAAUAUCACUGUGAAAGGUAAUGCAUUCCCAAUUUAUGUACUAAUUCUUUACAAAUUUAAAUCUCAAGGAGACUGCUUUAAUAUUUUAUGAACUAAGGCUAGACUAAACGGGAAACGAAUCAGUAAAAUGUCUCCAGUCAUUCAGUCAGAUUCUUCUUGUUUUUGUAUUAAUUAUACAGUAUUUUUAUUAUCGCUUUUUGAUGUGAUAUUUUUAAUGAUAAGCUGGACUGUGAUGUUUAUCGUAGAUUUUAACAAUUUUAAUCUGUUAUUAGACUAUUCAUUUUGUAUCAUUUCCAUGUAAUAUAUAUUCUAGUAGUCAGAUAUAUUAUCAAACAAAUUUCUUUCUAUAGGUUAUGGGCAUGUUUUUAAAUAAAUUUACAGUUAAAAAUUGAUUGAUUAAAAAAAUGUUAGUGACAAUUUUUAUUGUAUUUUAUCUAUUCAUAUUUAUUAAAAAGUAAAAAAGUUAUCAAACAAGAUCAUGUACAUGUAUGAAAUGUUGUUUAUUUUGAGCCAAAAGUUUCUAAAGUUAUGUUUAUUUUGGGUUUUUGUUUUACAAAGCAACAUCAAAAUGGUUAUCUGUACUUUUUCUAUCAAUCUACAAAGUGUUUGUAACAAGAAUUGUGUAUGACUUGAACUCGGAGCAAUAUAGAGAGUUUAUUAAAUUAGAGCUUAAAA
Messenger RNA from Magallana angulata, 3488 nucleotides. RefSeq lists its product as uncharacterized. The coding region runs from base 155 to 1051 and encodes 298 amino acids. The transcript has 4 exons. NCBI's taxonomy places the organism in Eukaryota, Metazoa, Mollusca, Bivalvia, Ostreida, Ostreidae. The record is from RefSeq and is a predicted model, not a curated record.